AUGUCUACGCCAAUUCCCAGUCCACCUGCCAUCCCCUUCUUGGGCCACAUUCACACCAUCGACAAGCAGCUCCCCAUCGCCUCCAUCCGUCUUCUCGCUCAGAAGUAUGGGGAGAUCUUCCAGCUGAACGUUCUCGGUGAUACGCGCUUUUACAUCUCCACGUACGCUCUCUUGAACGAAGUCUGCGACGACAAGCGCUUUGAGAAGAAGAUAAACGCCAAUCUGCUUCAAGCGCGUGGUGCGGUCUCAGACGGACUCUUCACCGCGCAACCGGGAGAAGAGAACUGGGGCAUUGCUCAUCGGCUCCUUAUGCCGUGCUUUAGCCCGACGGGCAUCCUCGAUAUGUAUGACGGUAUGAUGGAUGUCGUCUCUCAGUUGACUAUGAAGUGGGAACGGUUCGGUCCACAAGAUUGCAUCGACCCAGCGGCAGACUUUACGCGUCUUACAUUGGACGCCAUCUGCUUGUGUGCUAUGUCCUACCGGUGGGCUUUUCAACGUAUGUGUAAGGAAGAGCCGCAUCCUUUUGCAAGUGCGAUGUCGGAUUUCCUUGUUGAAAGCGGGCUUCGGGCCAAUCGUCUCAGCAUCGUACAAGCUAUGAUGCCCAGCACGAACGCCAAGUACGAAGAAGAUAGGAACACCAUGACCAAGCUCGCCCAAGAUAUUUUGGAUGAUCACCGCGCCCACCCGCCCAAGCAGCCGGAUCUAAUCUCGCGCAUGGUAUCGGGAAUAGACAAGGAAGCUGGUCGCGGUCUUCCGGAUAGUAGCAUCAUGGCCAACCUGCUGACCUUCCUCGUUGCGGGCCACGAGACGACAUCCGGUAUGCUUACGUUCGCGACGUACUAUCUCCUCAAGAAUCCGGAGGCUAUGCGUAAGCUUCGCGAGGAGAUUGACACCAUGGUUGGUGACCGCCCCCCGUCGAAGAAGGAUGUAAAUAAGCUGCCUUACCUACUCGCUGUCAUGCGCGAGAGUUUGCGACUCGGUCCCCCAGCAUCACUGCGUACCACAUCGCCUAAAGAAGAAACUAUCCUUGGGGGCAAGUACACGCUCGGGAAAGGCGCUACCAUCAACUGCAACAUCUACGCCAUCCAUCGUGACCCUGCGGUGUGGGGUGAUGAUGCCGAACUUUUCCGCCCCGAGCGUAUGCUCGAUGGCAAGUUCGAGGCUCUCCCUCCGAACGCUUGGCAGCCGUUCGGCUUUGGCAUGCGUGCCUGCAUCGGCCGCGCAUUCUCCUGGCAGGAGGUCCAGCUGACAAUGAUAUCCAUCUUCCAACGCUUCGACCUCGUCAUGCGCGACCCUACAUACGAGCUCGAGCUGAAGCAGACGCUCACCAUCAAGCCUCACAACUUCUUCAUCCACGCCAUUCCCCGCAAGGACCGCCCGCGCCUGCUCCAUAUCCCCAGCGGCCCCACGGCCCAGGCCACACGCGGUGAAGAGAAGCGAUCCGCGGCCUUUGCGACCGCUUCGAAGGAUAUGAAGCCGCUGUACGUGCUGUAUGGCUCGAACACAGGCACUUCGGAGUCGUUCGCACAGCGCCUUGUUUCCGCGGCGCCGUCUCACGGGUUCCGUGCCACGAUGGAGACGCUGGACAAGGUCACCGAAUAUCUUCCCACCAACGGUCCUGUUCUCAUCGUUACCGCGUCCUACGAGGGCCAACCUGCCGACAACGCGAGGCACUUCGUCAACUACCUCGAGAACAUCAAGGCUUCAGACGCGUUCAAGGGCGUCAACUACAGCGUAUUCGGAUGCGGCAAUCGGGAUUGGACGACGACGUACCAACGCAUCCCGAAGCUAAUCGAUGACAUCUUGGGUGGACAUGGUGCCAAUCGACUCGCGCCCCGAGGCGAAGGGGAUGUUUCCGGCGCCGAGUUCUUCGACACGUUUGAUCAGUGGGAGAAUACUGAGUAUGGGACCUCUACCGAGGAGGCAGCGCCAGCACUCAACAUCAAGACUGUCUCCACUGGUACCGCGCGUGCGGAGCGGCUCCGCCAGCGCGACAUGGGGCUGGGCACCGUCGUUGAUACCAAGGUGCUUACAGCGUCUGGUGCUCCGAUCAAGAUGCACAUCGAGUUCAAGUUAUCGGAAGGCGCGACGUACAGAGCCGGCGACUAUCUUGCCAUCCUUCCCAAGAACCCCGACCGGAUUGUUCACAGAGCCAUGGCGCGCUUCGGGCUCCAGGAAGACAUGGAGAUUGAGCUCGAUUCUUCCUCUCCUACCGGCUACGUUGAGCUUCAGCAGCCUGCGAGGACGCGCGACCUCGACAUCCUCCUCCAAGCCAAGAACUCCAAGGCUUCGAAGGCUGCGCUGAAGGACCUUAAGGCCAACUACACCAACAAGGUGUUCGGUCCGCGCCUCAGCGUUCUCGACAUUCUCGAGGACAACAAGGCUAUCGACCUUCCGCUCUCGACCUUCCUCACCAUGCUCCCGGCGAUGCGCAUCCGCCAGUACUCCAUCUCCUCCUCCCCGCUCUGGGACGCCGAGCACGUCACGCUCACCCUCUCCGUCGUCAACGCCCCCGCGCGCUCCGGCCGGAAGGAGAAGUUCCUCGGCGUCGCGUCCACGUUCCUCGCCGGCCUCCGCCCCGGCGACAAGGUCCAGCUCGCCGUCCGCGCGGCCAGCGCCGCCUUCCACCCCCCGCAGGACCUCACCGUGCCGCUCGUGAUGGUCUGCGCCGGCUCUGGGCUCGCGCCGAUGCGCGGCUUCCUGCAGGAGCGCGCGGAGCAGAAGAAGGCCGGGCGCGAGGUCGCGACUAGCUUGCUGUUCUAUGGCUGCCGCGCGCCGGGCGAGGAUUCCUCUACGUGGGAGCAGAUGGGCAUUGUCGAUGUCCGCGUUGCCUUCUCGCGCUGCGACGUCGAGCGGGCCAAGGGGUGCAAGUAUGUCCAAGACCGCAUUGCGCUCGACAAAGAGGACAUUGUGAAGUCGUUCCGGGCAGGCGCCAAGUACUAUGUUUGCGGCAGCUCCAAGAUGGCUGCAGGCGCGAAGCAGGUAUUCAUCCGCUUUGUUCAAGAGACGAAGAACCUCGAUGAAGCCGCCGCUACGGAGCUGUUCACGAAGGGUCUGCAGGAUCGUUACGCGACUGAUGUCUUCGAGUGA
This is a messenger RNA of Epithele typhae, 3090 nucleotides long. Its product is annotated as bifunctional P-450/NADPH-P450 reductase. The record is from RefSeq and is a predicted model, not a curated record. The coding region runs from base 1 to 3090 and encodes 1029 amino acids. The transcript is spliced from 18 exons. Gene Ontology annotation, cellular component: cytosol. NCBI's taxonomy places the organism in Eukaryota, Fungi, Basidiomycota, Agaricomycetes, Polyporales, Epitheliaceae. Gene Ontology annotation, molecular function: heme binding; NADPH-hemoprotein reductase activity; aromatase activity.